AUGGUUGAAAAUAACAAUAAAGAUCUUGAGGAGCCUCUCUUGUAAAAAGAAAAAGCACCUACUCAAGAAAAAUAAAAGAUUCUCUUUGGACAUGUAAUUGGUUGUUCAUUACUGAUUGGAAUUCAAAAUUUCUUCUAUGCUUUAUCUGACGACGAUGAUUUUGAACUAAUCUUUCUAUCAUUCAGUGGAUUCCUAUUGAUAAGCUUGAUUUUCAAAUUUUUACAGAUAAAACAAUCAAAGCAAACAAGCAAGAAUUUUUCACAGUAAAUGAUAGAAGUAUUUAUGAGAGGAAUGUCUUCUAGGGAGAUACUCCUCCACAACAUCUUCAGAGCAUUAAACUUCUUUGCCUACAUAUAUUUACUAAUAGUAAUCACUAAUUUAUGCAAGAAAGCAAAUCUUAACAUUGGUAUCGCUAUGAGUCUUCUCUGUUUUUCUAUUGUUUUCUAGAUAAUAUUUGGGUGGCUUUACUUUAGAGAAAAAUUGAGUAAAACAAUGAUUUUUGGAAUUUUAAUAAUCAUAUCAGGAGUAUCCUGGGUUUCAAUAGCAAAAAAUCAAGAAAUAAAUUCCAAUAUUCCUACUUAAUAGGAAGUUUAGAAUUAAAAUCAGUUUUACCUGAGACUCUAAGUAGUAGGGUUGUCAAUAUUUUGUGCAUUUUUAUCAUGUACUAGAGGCAUUCAAGCUAAAUAUUUAUAUCUUAAGAUUGGAUAUAAUCCAUAUGAUUUUUCAGUUGAUUGCGGGUUUCAAUGCGCUAUAAUAUGUUUACCAUUCUUUCUGUACUAUUUCAUCACAGGAUAUCCCAAGUAUAAUACUUAGAAUUUUGUGAUAGGGUUUCUAACAAGUGUUCCAAUGAUGCUAACUAGUUUACUUGGACUAACUGCAGUUGUUAAAGGACCGAUGGGUCCUUCAAUGGCAAUCAUUCAAACUCAUAGUAUAUGUAGUGCAAUUUUAGGAGCAGUGUUCUUAAAUAUGAUUCCAAAUCUAGAAUAAGUAAUGGCAAUGCUUCUAGUAGUUGCUGGAGCAAUGGUGGUAUUUUUAUUCAAAUGA
Molecule: messenger RNA, 1044 nt
Organism: Stylonychia lemnae
Lineage: Eukaryota; Ciliophora; Spirotrichea; Sporadotrichida; Oxytrichidae
Source: the annotation of a GenBank genome assembly